This is a messenger RNA of Paramecium sonneborni, 2689 nucleotides long. Lineage: Eukaryota; Ciliophora; Oligohymenophorea; Peniculida; Parameciidae. The record is from the annotation of a GenBank genome assembly.
AUGAAGUUUCAAUAUUUUUAUCCUAACUUAGAAUAGAGUAAUCAAAAAGAAAUAUUGUAGAGGAACAAUAAGUCAUUUCGAGAUUGCCAAAUUAAUUAAAAUCUAAAUUGUAUUAUGAAGCUAAUCUGAAAAUUAUUAAAAAAAUAUUGUGGAUUUAUAAUAAUUUCUCUAUAGAAUUUAUAGAACAAUUAUCUAGCAUUGUGUGUGAGAUAUAUUUAAAUAAAAAUACUUCUAUUUCUGUCAUCGAUGAUGAUGAUGAUCCUAAAAUUUUUAUCAUUGAAAAAGGUAAGGUUGCUGUUCUUUUUAAUGGAAUAGAAAUUAGUCAACUUUUUAGAGGUAAUCAUUUUGGCAAUUAUUCAUUCUUUAAAUAAGAAAAAGAAUAAUUCAUCACCUAUAAAACUAAAUCUAUUGUGAUUUUACAAUAUAUCAAAUUAACAGAUUUUUUAAAGAUAAUAUCCAAUCAUUUUGAAGAUCAUGAAAAAUUCCACUUUAUUCAGGAUAAAGUUAUUUUUGAAAAGCAAUAUUCAAUGAUAUAAUAUGGAUGCUUUAUUUGUACUUCUACUCAUCAUUUAACUAAAAAUUGCUCAAUUAUUAGUAUUAAAGAUCAAGUUUAUGAAGAAUUUUACAAAAAUCCUCAAGGGAAUAGAGAACAAAAAAGAAAAAAAUAUGUUAGAAUAAAUAAGAAGCAUCAUAAAUGGAUUUAUGAAAAGAAUAAAUAUGAGAUAGAACAUCAGAUUCCCAUUUCAUUUGAAAUUGAUUAGAGAUUUUAUAGUAAAUUAUUGUUUAAGUGGGUUCCAUUCACAGCUUAUCAAUAAAAAAGAAUGAAUCUUUUAUUAAAAGACUUAAUUAAGGAUAGUUUAUAAUAAGAAGAUCUUAUAGUAAUGACAAAUAAUCUUCCUAAAAGAAAGAAAAAGUCAAGUGUAUUUUCAUCUUCAAAUUAAUACUUGUUUUAUUGGAAAUUAUUUAUGAUGUUUGUAAAUGCUUUAUUUUUUAUAGCAAUACCCUAAAUAAUAUUUUUUUGGAAUUACUACUAAUAGUUUAGUGAAGAUGAAGUCUUUAAAAUAAUAAGAAUAAUAAUUAUUGUAUAAUUUUAAUUAUAUUUUAUUAGAUCUUGUUCGUUAGUGAUUUUAUAGUUUAAUUAAAUACUAAUUUUUAUCAUGAAGGUAUUUUAGUUAAAAAUAGAUUCAAAAUAGCACAACAUUAUUUAAAAAAUAAUUUAGUUUUUGAUUUAAUACCAAUACUAGUUUUAUUUUAUAUAAGUGUAUCAGAUAAAUACGUAAUAGUUUAUUUACUUUGUUUGGUUAAACUUAUACCUUUCUAUAGAUUUCAAGUAUAUUUAACUGAUAAAUUGAAAAUAAUGCCAUCUUUAAGAUAGUUUUACAUGAUUUUUGGAAUGCUAAUAGAAAUCCUUUAUAUAAAUCACUUCUUUGGUUGUAUUUUUUAUGGGGGAAGUGUUUAUAUGUACAUAUAUCAUCCAAAUUCUAAAGUUUGGGUGAAUGAUCCCACAAUGAAUUUUGGAGUUGUAAUAACUAGAAGCAAUUUUUCAAAGUAAAUAUUCUAAAAAUAUAAGAUAUUUAUAUUCUACAUAUUGGGCUAUUGAUGCGAUUACAAGAAUUGGUUAUGGUGAUAUAUUGCCAUUGAAUGAUUUAGAAUUCAUCAUAACUGAUUUAACAGUUAUAGUUGCAGUAGCAAUUGUGGCAGUAAACAUUUCAUUGAUUGAAAAUAUGAGAAAGAACUCUAAAUUGUAAAACUAUUAUGUAGAUAAUUUUCGGAUUCAAUAAUAUUUAAAUAAAAAAAAUUGUUCUAGAGAUUUGAAGUUUUAGAUCUCUAAUUAUUUACGUUUUUACCAUCGAAUUGGACAGGAUAGAAAUAUUGAUAUAGAAUAAGAGUCAUUAAAGUUACUUCCAAGUAAUUUAAAGUAAAAAAUGAUGUAUUAAGCUUAUGGAAUAAUUCUAAAUAAAUAAAUUUGGUUAAGGGAUGAUAAUAUUUUAUUUGAUUUGUCAAUUAAGGUGAAAGAAGUCUAUUUAGGAGAUAUGGAAAAUAUAUUCUUAGAUAAUAGUCCUGAUUAAGGAUAAGCAUUUUAUUAUUUGGAAAGGGGUAAUGUUGAGCUUUUCAUAAAUACUUAAUAUUCAAAGAGAAAUGAUGUUAUUAUUGCAUAAUUACAAAAUGACACAUUCUUUGGUCAUUACUCUUUUAUUACAGGACUACCAAGAAAAUGUAAAUUAUACUAUAUAAUUAGUUAGGUUCUGCUAGAACGAUACAAUUUGCAUCUUUAAUUUACAUUCUAAGGAAGGAUUUCCAUGAUGUUUUGGAAAUGAAUAAGAAAUUUCAUCAUUAAUUCUAAGCUAUUAGAAAUAGUAUAAUUUUUGAAAAUUAAUUUCAGCAUAUUGGAUUGAAAUGUUUUACAUGUCAUGGAAAUAAUCAUUUAUGUAUAGAUUGUCCUUUAACUUCAAUUAAAUAGUAAGUGAUGUUAACGUUUUAUCGUUCAAUAAGAGAGAAAAGUUAAUCAGGAAUGACUUUAAGAAAAUUAUAUUCUUAGAAUAUCAAACAAGAGAGAAUGUUUAAAAAAAGGAGGAAAGAAUAAAAAUCAAAAACACUUAAAAGUGAUGAUUUUAUGUUUCUUUUUGAUUAUCAAAUUCCAAGAGCUACAAUAAAUUAUAGAAUAGAUAAAGAUUUACAUUUGAUUUGA